Messenger RNA from Medioppia subpectinata, 561 nucleotides. NCBI's taxonomy places the organism in Eukaryota, Metazoa, Arthropoda, Arachnida, Sarcoptiformes, Oppiidae. The record is from the annotation of a GenBank genome assembly.
AUGAGAUUUAACGUUAUAGUAGUACCUCCGCUUGAAAUUAUCCGAAAUGGUUAUUGUCAGGCCAUGUUGCGCCAGGUCAAUUAUUGGCUAUUAUGGGACCUAGAGAGCAGAAUUGGCGGUGAUUUUUCAUUUAAGGGCAUUUCCGGCGGAGAAAUGAAACGAUUGUCAAUCGCUUCAGAGUCACACAUUGAUGAGCCGACGAGUGGUUUGGACUCAUUUAUGGCCGAAAGUAUUGUCCGGCUAUUGAAGGCUAUGGCCUGUGAGGGCCGGACUAUAGUCUGUACUAUACAUCAGCCGUCGUCUCAAGUGUUCGCACUUUUUGACCACUUAUUACUGAUGACUGACGGAAGGGUUGCUUUCAUGGGAACCAAUGGUGAAGUAAAGAACUUUUUUGCAUCACACGGUUAUAUUUGUCCGGCUAACUACAAUCCUAGCGAUUAUUAUAUGAAUCAACUGGGUCGCAAUCACGUCUGACCCACAAACUAAGACAAAUGCCAAUAAAUUGUGCGAUAAAUUCCUAGACUCUGAUUAUAACGCCACCAUAUUGUUAGAGAUUAAUAA